This is a messenger RNA of Neolamprologus brichardi, 1946 nucleotides long. Lineage: Eukaryota; Metazoa; Chordata; Actinopteri; Cichliformes; Cichlidae. The record is from RefSeq and is a predicted model, not a curated record.
UCUUUCCCGCCCUCCCUCCAUCUUGGCGCAGCUAGCUUGACGCAGCGGAGCGCCAAAGGGAGGCUGAGCGGAUCAAUUUGGAGCCUCGGCGGCUGAUCGGGAUUAUGCGGCGCUUCUGAUCUCUGUGUCGAUUGAACGCAUCGUUCCCUUGUAGGUUCUGGCAGCUGUGACGUCACUUCCAGGCGUUAGUCUGUACCCAGCCUGAAUGCAGCCUCUCCAGGGUCCAGCCUAAUUCCUGGUGCUCCUUCACUCCCGCCUCCUCCCUCCUCUCCCCACCCUUUCCCCCUUCCUGCCCCACCCCUCCUUUCCUCCAUCCUCAUCCUCCACCCUCCACGUCAGCCUCGUCUCAACACCAACUCCCAGCGUUUAGCCCGGACUGCUGGUGUGGUUGGCUGCUCCUCUACAGGUGGAUGAAUGAAGACCCCCUUCAAGAGCCCAACGGCGCCGCGGCCCCGAGCGGACGGAGGACAUUCGGGCGUCUCUGCAAACAUGAUGAAGAAAAAGAAUCCGCACAAGAAGCAGAGGACCAGCGUGGGUCCCAGUAAGACCCUGACUCAGCCCAGAAGGAACAUCGUGGGCUGCAGGAUCCAGCACAUCUGGAAGGAGGGCAGUAAGUCGUCGCAGUGGAAGGGGACGGUCCUGGACCAGGUGCCCGUCAACCCCUCCCUCUACCUGAUCAAAUACGACGGCUUCGACUGCAUCUACGGCCUGGAGCUGUACACCGACGAGCGGGUGGUGGGGCUGGAGGUUCUGCCCGACAGAGUGGACGACAGCGUGACGGCGGAGCGAGAGCCCGGCGAGGUGGUCGACAGUCUGGUGGGCAAACAGGUCGAGUAUGCCAAAGAGGACGGCGGGAAGAGGUCGGGAAUGGUGAUCCACCAGGUGGAGGCCAAACCCUCCGUCUACUUCAUCAAAUUCGACGACGACUUCCACAUCUACGUCUACGACCUGGUCAAGACCUCCUAAGACCAGAAGCCCUGUUUAAAAAAGACUUGCUGAGAACCACCAACCCCCCCAGAAACCCUCUGCCCAGUGCAGACCCGUCUCUCUUUGGUGAAAUGCCUUAAAACAGGACAAAAAUCCAGACGGCGCCCUUCAGACCAGCUCCAGUCGUCCAUCGCUCAUCGUUCCACUUUCACAAAAUCGUUUUUGAAUAAAUAAAAUCUGCUUCACCCAGAGGUGUAGAGAGGACUCGAUCCUGAGACCCCCACAGAGACAACACAAGGUUUUCUGAGUAAGUACUCCCUUCCCUGAACCCCGUCGGACCCUCUGCGACCUCCGUUAUCUGACGAAGAGGGGGGCGAGCAGCUCUGCGGGGGUUGAUGAAGGGGCGGGACUUCAGGAGCCGCAUUCUCGACGUCGUCUAUCUGCAAACCAACACUGAGAGAUGCAGCGGGGAAACAGACUUUGGGUUCAUCACUUGUCUCUUGUUGCUGUUUGUGUCCCACAAUCAUUUUGUUUCACAUCAAACAUCUUCAGUGUUUGUUUUCCCAAAUUCAGCAUCCAGGAAACGAGUGUGAAUGAAGACACCACACUGCUGUUUCUGAGCAUGUUGCUGUGAUUUGGUUCACAUCUGUCGUCUCCGUCAUAAAAACAGCUGUCCUGGUUGGCUCCAAAGCUGACGUCGGAUCUUAAACAUGGUUUUUUAUAAAGACGUGCUCCCCUUCCUGCUGCUGCUGUAGAGUUUACACGGUUUGUGUCGUACCUUUUCUCUGUAUGGACACCUUUAUGUUUUUAUCUGUUGUGUAUACUUUUUAUUACCCACUUAGCUUGUAGGACGCGUGCGGCUGCUGCAGGUGUGUACAAUAAUGUUUCUAUAACUGACGGAUUUCACUUUGCCCACUGACUCUGGGCGCUCGUCGUUCACGGCUCGCUGUAAAACAGCAUAAACUCUUAGCUGAUGUAGCUCCGCCCAUCACAGUAGGUGGUCUUUUUUUUUUUUUUUC